UUUACGCUUUACGCACGGUCGCCUGCUGACCGCCGCUUUGAGCUCUAAAGGAACAAAAACAAAGGAAACAAAAGGUUUGGAUGAGCUGCGGUUUUGGAGAGUAAACUUCCGUAAAAGCUGGAGAAGGAUGUGUUUUGGUUUUUACUUUUUUUUUGUGAAUGGAGAUGAGUCGUGCGUGAAAAUCUGUUGAUCGCGAUUCCGAGCAGAGCUGUCACUCCCCCACCUGUUGGCAGGUGGUGUUGGCUUCCCCCGCGGACUUCUACUAUGACAUUGGGUUUGGACAUCAUGGAGGAUGUUGUUAUCGACGUAGUGGGGGAAGGAGUCAGAGACAGCGCAGAGGAGCAGAUCUUACCUUUGGAUGAGCAGGAGCGCAGCACCGAGACCUGCAGCAGUCUGAGCACGGAGGGGGACACCUUCAGUCCUGCAUCGACCUGCCCGCCCUCUAUCAGCAAAGGUCCCGCGUCCGUGAAGCCUCCGUACUCUUACAUCGCUCUGAUCACCAUGGCCAUCCUGCAGAGUCCGAAGAAGCGGCUCACCCUCAGCGAGAUCUGUGACUUCAUCAGCCAGCGCUUCGCGUACUACAAGGAGAAGUUCCCCGCCUGGCAGAACUCCAUCCGGCACAAUCUGUCUCUGAAUGACUGCUUCGUAAAGAUGCCCAGAGAGCCCGGGAACCCUGGCAAGGGCAACUACUGGACCCUGGACCCCAACUCCUCGGAUAUGUUUGAGAACGGGAGUUUUCUGCGGCGCAGGAAGCGCUUCAAGCGGCAGCAUUUCCGCUUCGACCCCCUGAAGGAGCAGCACCUGGAGCCCAGCGGACUGCACGGCUUCCCGCACGCCGCCUACGGGCUGCAGCUGCCCGGGCUGGAGCUUUACCCCUACCUCCACCAGCACCCGCCCUCCCCGUGCACCACCAUCCCACCUGUCAGCAGCCUCCUGCCCGCGCUCUCCAGCUUCUUCUCCCGCAGCGCGCUCACAGCCAAGGCGUUCUUCCAGGCGCAGCCGGGCAUCGAUGCCUUCUCCCCGGCUCAGUGUGCCGCGUACUCCCCUCCUCUCACCUCCAGCUUGGCCUACGCCUCCCCCGCGCUCUUCCACCCCGCAGCGUCCCCGCACCUCCUCAGUUUACAGCAGGAGUAUCACAAAUUACGGACUCAGCGGGACUCCGAGCUGCUCAAACACAUCAGCACUGCGACCAACGAGUAACCGAAUAAUCGUCGAGCCGGAGUUUGACUUUUUCUCAGGUAACA
Molecule: messenger RNA, 1244 nt
Organism: Labrus bergylta (ballan wrasse)
Lineage: Eukaryota; Metazoa; Chordata; Actinopteri; Labriformes; Labridae
Gene: foxd7
Product: forkhead box D7
Biological process (GO): cell differentiation; regulation of transcription by RNA polymerase II; anatomical structure morphogenesis
Molecular function (GO): DNA-binding transcription factor activity, RNA polymerase II-specific; RNA polymerase II cis-regulatory region sequence-specific DNA binding
Source: RefSeq, a predicted model, not a curated record